GUCCUCCGUCCUCGCUGCUCGGCUGACGGCGCCGCGUCGCUCCGGGACUCGGUCUUCCAGGCGGGUUCUCCACCGGGAGCGAUCCGCCCGCAGGUCGUCGUGUCCGGCUCUCGAGGCAGCAGCAGCCCGCCCUGAAGGGAGGGAAGCGCCCGCCGCCCCGCCCCCGCUGAGGGAGUGACCACCACAGCUCCAGCUGCACCCAGCCUCCAGCUCUUCGCUGCCGCCGCCAUGCUGUCCCCCGCCGUGCCGUCCCCCGCAGUCCUGCUGCUGUCCUCUGUCCUCCUGCUGUCCCUGCUGUCGCCCUGCCCCGCCCAGGCUGACGGGGACCUGGUGGUCCAGACGGCCAGCGGCCGGGUCCGGGGCGUCCUGCUGCCGGUGCCGGACCGGAGCUUCGUCACCGCCUUCCUGGGCAUCCCGUUCGGCGAGCCGCCGGUGGGGAAGCGGCGUUUCCGCCCCGCCGAGCCCAAGCGGCCGUGGACGGGGGUGUACGAGGCGGGCGCCUACCCCAACGCCUGCUACCAGUUCGUGGACACGUCCUUCCCCGGGUUCCCGGGCAGCGAGAUGUGGAACCCCAACCGCAAGAUGAGCGAGGACUGUCUGUACCUCAACGUGUGGGUCCCGGCCUCGCCGCGGCCGCACAACCUCACCGUCAUGGUCUGGAUCUACGGCGGAGGCUUCUACAGCGGCUCGUCAUCUCUGGACGUGUACGACGGCCGCUACCUGGCCCACAGCGAGACGGUCAUCGUGGUGUCCAUGAACUACCGCAUCGGCGCCUUCGGGUUCCUGGCCCUGCACGGGUCCUCCGAGGCCCCGGGCAACGUGGGCCUGCUGGACCAGAGGCUGGCUCUGCAGUGGGUCCAGGACAACAUCCACUUCUUCGGAGGAAACCCCAAACAGGUCACCAUCUUCGGGGAGAGUGCCGGGGGGGCGUCGGUGGGCUACCACCUGUUGUCUCCGGACAGCCGGCCCACCUUCACCCGGGCCAUCCUGCAGAGCGGCGUCCCCAACUCCCCCUGGGCGUCCGUCAGCCCCGCCGAGGCCCGGCGCCGCGCCACCGCGCUGGGCAAGCUGGUGGGCUGCAACGGGGGCAACGACACCGAGCUGGUCACCUGCCUGCGGGGCAAGACCCCCCAGGAGCUCAUUGACCAGGAGUGGACGGUCCUGCCCUGGUCGGCCCUGUUCCGGUUCUCCUUUGUGCCCGUGGUGGACGGCGAAGUCCUGCCCGACACGCCUGAGGCCAUGCUGAGCUCGGGGAACUUCAAGGACACUCAGGUCCUGCUGGGGGUCAACCAGGACGAGGGCUCCUACUUCCUGCUGUACGGAGCGCCCGGCUUCAGCAAGGACAACGAGAGCCUGAUCUCCAGGGAGGACUUCCUGGAAGGCGUGAAGAUGAGCGUCCCGCACGCCAACGACAUCGGGCUGGAGGCCGUGGUGCUGCAGUACACCGACUGGAUGGACGAGAACAACGGGCUGAAGAACCGCGACGCGCUGGACGACGUGGUGGGCGACCACAACGUCAUCUGCCCGCUGGCGCACUUCGCCCGCUCCUACGCCCAGCACAACGCCCUGAGGGCCGGCGGGGGCGGGGCCGGGGGCGGGGCCAGCUACGGCGCAAUGAACAGCGGAGGCAGCGCUCAAGGAGGCGUGUACCUCUACCUGUUCGACCACCGGGCCUCCAACCUGGCCUGGCCGGAGUGGAUGGGCGUGAUCCACGGCUACGAGAUCGAGUUCGUGUUCGGCCUCCCGCUGGAGAAGAGGCUGAACUACAGCCUGGAGGAGGAGAAGCUGAGCCGCCGCAUGAUGAGAUACUGGGCCAACUUCGCCCGCACCGGGAACCCGAACGAGGGCCUGGGGGACCGGGGGAAGCGCUGGCCUCAGUUCACCCUCAGCGAGCAGAAGCACGUGGGGCUGAACACGGAGCCGCUGAAGAUCCACAGAGGCCUGAGGAACCAGAUGUGUGCUUUCUGGAACCGCUUCCUGCCCCGCCUCCUGAACAUCACCGACAACAUCGACGAGGCGGAGCGGCAGUGGAAGGUGGAGUUCCACCGCUGGUCCUCCUACAUGAUGCACUGGAAGAGUCAGUUUGACCACUACAGCAAGCAGGAGCGCUGCACCGAGCUGUGAGGGCCCCCCCCACCCUCCCCCGCCGCCGGGCGCCGCCCCUCCACCCCCCUCCCACGGCGCUGGGCGCUGCCCCCUGGCGCCACAGAGGACGGCCAUUUCCCUCCUCUGUCCUCAGUCUUCAUCCUGUCAACACACUGCUCCUGUAUUUACCUUAUUUAUACUAUUUAUUGACCUGAACUCCACAACCUCAGCGUGUGUGUGUCUGUGUCUCUUUGUGUGUGUGUGUGUGUGUGUGUGUGUGUGUGUGUGUGUGUGUUCCCAUCGCUCCCUCCUGCAUGUAUUCCUGCCCCCCCUCCAACGUCAGACCUUUUUCUUUCCCGUCUUCGUCUUUUCUUCUUUCCGACUCAUCAAACUUCCACUGCCUCUCUCUCUCUCUCUCUCUCUCUCUCUCUCUCUCUCUCUCUCUCUCUCUCUCUCUCUCUCUCUCUCCAGCCCCCUGUCCUUCCUCCUGCUCUAUUAGUCUAAUGGAGGCAGAGUAAUCCACUCAGCAGCAGGAUAAUGUGACAGAGGCUGGCUCAGCCUGGAGGAGGAGGAGGAGGAAGAGGAGGAGGAGGAGGAGGAGGAGGAGGAGGAGGACUGAUGGGAAGAUAAAGACAGAAUAGUGCUCUCUUACAUAACCACAGAUGAGUGAAGCGAGUGAUGUGGCAACGGAAGAAAAGCUCAUCAGGCGCUUCUGGUUUCCUCUCCUGGUCUGAGCCAGUUUCCUCCAGACAGCUUCAGUUUCCUCCAGACAGCUUCAUCUUCCUCCAGAUAGCUUCAUCUUCCUCCAGACAGCUUCAUCUUCC
Molecule: messenger RNA, 2909 nt
Organism: Salarias fasciatus (jewelled blenny)
Lineage: Eukaryota; Metazoa; Chordata; Actinopteri; Blenniiformes; Blenniidae
Gene: ache
Product: acetylcholinesterase (Yt blood group)
Exons: 9
Coding region: 229-2124 (631 amino acids)
Biological process (GO): choline metabolic process; acetylcholine catabolic process
Cellular component (GO): plasma membrane
Molecular function (GO): acetylcholinesterase activity
Source: RefSeq, a predicted model, not a curated record